Caenorhabditis remanei is the source of this 6624-nucleotide messenger RNA. RefSeq lists its product as uncharacterized. The record is from RefSeq and is a predicted model, not a curated record. NCBI's taxonomy places the organism in Eukaryota, Metazoa, Nematoda, Chromadorea, Rhabditida, Rhabditidae. Bases 1 to 6624 code for a protein of 2207 amino acids. The transcript has 14 exons.
AUGAUCGUACUCGUUUCAAUUUUGACACUUCUCCUGAUUCUCUGGAAGUAUGUUCCUCAUUAUGCCAAAAAUCACAGGAAACACGUAAAAAUGUUCAGAUACAUCGACUUCAUCCUCUCCCGUAUCAUCUCAUGCAUCACAAAAUGUGAAGUUCGUAUUGGCGGUGUCGGAUUUGUUCGCCUUGAAGAUGUCACUAUCAGAAUCGCGUGGCUCUCAAUUCAUAUCGAUGUCAUCUCAUUACGAAGAGACGCCGCUCACCCAACACGUUUCUGUAUUUUAAGACUAGAUGACGUCAGAAUUGAAGCCGAAAAAGAUUCUGGACCUACUGGGGAAACUUCACGAUCGUCCACAUCACCAGGAGCCUCACUAUGGAUUCAACGUUUCACCCGAAUCGCUCAAUACUGUGGUUUAGUGGUCAAUCGUGUUCAUAUUGUUGUCAUGAAUACAAUUCCGGACUGUUUAUUACAUGUCACAAUAGAUGAGUUGUCACUUGAAACAUUCAGAAGUCGCGAAGGAUGGCAAUUUGAAACAUCUUGUUCGCUGAUUCAAGGAAAACUUCUUCGAAGAAAUUCAAGAAGUGGAAGUCUUUUGGCUGAAGUAUCGAUGCCAUUCCAGUUGUCACUUGAUAUUGACAAGGAUAUCAUUGAGAAUGUUUCACUUAGAAUUUCCACUCCAUCAUUCGCUUUUACUGAUGAUUUUCUGCACGUUUUGGAGGGGAUUGUUGCAGCUAAAAAUGCUGGAAACAAGAAGAGUCCUAAAGAUCCAGAAGACGUCAUCCCGGCCCAACCCAAGAAUCUUAUAGAAAAACUGAUUCAAUUAAAUGUGGAUAUUCGAUCUAUUUCCAUCAAAUACACGGUUUCAUGUGGAGCUGAAAGUCACGGCGGUACUGAGAAUCGAUAUAUCACAACCAAUAUCAAGCAAAUUCUGGCAACUCGAAGCAGUUUUCAAGUAACAGAAUUGAAUAUAGCUGAUCAACUUCUUCGUUCUGAAAUAAAGCUAAAUUCAGUUCAAUACGAAAUGCAAAAAGAAGAAUCAGACCCUGGAAUUCGACAAAUAAGAUCUGGAAUCGAAGGAAUUCAUGCGAAAAUAUCAUUCCAUGAUUUACAAUGGUGGAAGAUUAAUUUUGAGAAGGAGGAGAAGAUUCUGAAGUUUCUCAAGAGAAUAAACGAUAAUUCUGAGAAAAUAGAGCAACAGAAAAUGGAGAGUCUUCAAAAUGUCAAUACAAAUAUUUCAUUCGAAAUCUCCGAUUUCUGCUGUGACAUUCUGGACUUUGACCAUCACAAAUCUCAAGCCAAGAUGGGAUUUCUAAGUUUUGACAAGGUAUUUUCGUUGCCUUCUGAAUCCUCUGAGUCAUCCGAAUCCUCUGAAUCCUCAGUCUCCCAAUUUCCUCGAUAUGAAGUGGGAGUGGAGCUUCUUUUCUUUGGUACCGUACCUCCUGAUAGUCCACAAUUUGAAUUACAUCGAUGGGGAGAGUCAGUUUUCGUUGGAGCUUUGAUUGUCCAGUGGAGUAUUACUCAAAACUUAAUUGAUAUUACUGUUGGAUGUGAUGACUUGAAAUUCGAAUGGUCUGAUCGGUUGGCUCGGCAAAUCGAAGGAGUUCUAAAUGGAAUGAUGAUUGAGAGAAAUGUGGAGCAAAAUUCGAAACCCGAAGUGAGAAGAAGUGAUAUGAAAUGCGUAGCGAUUCAGGUGUCAGUUAAUAGAGUAGCUGCUCUGGUAGAUGUAUCUAACAAAUCAUUUGGUGCUCUCACAUCAUCGAAACUCGAAUUAGUAACCGAAAACUUCCAAAAUGAUCGCCUCUUCAAAAUCGAAAUGAUCCGUGGAGCAACAGGACUUCGAUCUGGGAAAGAUCAUAUCUACCUCGCUGAUAUAUUCGAGUCAGAACGAAUAAGACCACAUAAUUCUGAAGAUGAAGAAGAGAAGCAUGGCUCGCCGACAAGAAGAUGGAGUCAAUUGGAACGAGAAAAGAAUUAUAAGGAGGAAAGAGAAAAUAGAGAAAAAGGAAUGUAUUUUAAGCAGUUCAUUUCCGUGGAUUAUCUCGAAGUUUCGGUGGAUAAAGAGGCUCCAGUUAUUGAUAAGAUUUCACUAUUUACACCGAACGAAAUCUAUUUGGCAUGGUCUCCGCAGCUACAUCUCAUCGGGUUUCAUGCAUUCAAAUCUGUUAAAGGAACGAUUCAACUCUUGGCCUCAUCAACAACGUCUAAAAAACCAACACGCCAGGUUCCUCGGAAGAAACAUAUAAUUCUAACAGCCGAUGAUUUUGUUGAAGUUCAAAUUGAACUUGCUCGAAAUCAUAGAAUGUUCUGGCAAGGAGAAAAGUUCAAUCUGGAAAGAUUCGAUAAUCAGAUGAGAAUGUCAACUGAAAUGCUAUAUAUUUUGAUGAAUGAACAAAGAGUAAUAAGCGUGUUGAAUGCAUCGAUAGUCGUUCAGAAUCACGAUGAAAUGAUGUCACAGUCACGUGAUGCAUUUUCCACGUUACAAGCAAAAUAUAAUAAAGUUUGGAAUUGGACUGCUGACAAGUUUCAUUUUCGACUUCCAUUUGACUUUAAUUUUGCUGAAAUUUUCACGGAAUUCUCGAAUAUUAUCAAGUGGAUCAAAGUUGUUCAUGAAGUCAAGAAGUCAGAAUUCACUGAAAACUCCCCGUUGCCAAGUGAUGUUCGAAUCGAAUUUCAUGAAGUUUGUCUAGAAUUAGAAGAUGAUGAAUUUGAGAAUCGACUGAAAUUGAGUGCACAAUUGAAAGAAGAUGAGGUGUAUGAAUCAGAAAGAAGAGAGCAAUUAUUGGAAGAACGACUAUUCAAUUUGAAGAAGACUGCACCGUUUUUAUCGAAAGAAAUGAUCGAAACCAUCAAACAGACAUUAUUCGAAAAAAACAGUGAGAUCUACAUUGAACGAUGGAAAAUGACGGAAAUCAGUGAUGCUCCUCUAUUUCUUUCGAAAUGGAAAGGAUGGAGUAUGAGAGCAUUUGCAGAUAUUUCACUUCAUGGAACUGAGAAGUGUAUUCAAAUGAUGAAGGCUUUCGAUCCGUUGAGUCCAAUACCUGAACAGAAAUAUUCGACACUAUGGGCACGAGCAGUGGAAUUUGAUGUGGAUGAAUGGACAGUUACAUUCAAAGAUUAUCCAAUGAACUAUCUCGAUAUCAAGGAUCUUCAUUUCUUCGGAACUUUAGUUGCUGCAGAAAGUAUUGCAGACGAUGGACGGUGUCUACGAGAAUGCACAAUCCCUCUUCCAGAACCAUUUCCAACUCAUACUGUACAAAGGAACAUGUCACCACUGAAAUUUUAUUAUGAUCUUCAAUGUGCAACCACUGAAUACAACUGUACAUAUGGGCCGUGUUGGGAACCAUGUCUAUCGAUGAUAUCUCUCGUUUGGAAUAGUAUAUCAGCCCCAUCAAUCGAUCCCUCUCAGCCACUUCCAUUCUGGGAUAAAAUGAGAUUUCUUCUUCACGGAAAACUAUUGUGGUCGAGUGAAAAACUAGUGACAACAAUGUUAGCAUCAAAUGACCCAUAUAAUGAGACUGAAACUGUUGAAAUGUUAUGGGAAGACUUCGGAUUGGAUUGGGCUCUCGGAGAGAUUCGAAUCAAGUCUGGAUUGAAAAUCUUCUUGAGAACAGCUUCGAGAUAUGAUGAUUCACAAAUUCUAUCACUUCCUGAUGUUCGACUGAAAGUAUUGUUGGGAUGGGAAUGUGGAGGUGAUCCACAUGAACAUCACGCUGUUCAGUUAUGUGCUCCACACCGGUUACCUCAUUAUUCUUCGACAGAAGAACACGACUCGUAUCGUCAAUUCCGUUCGUCAUGUGUCAAUGUGACUCUCAAUUUUGACGUCUCUCCGGGUAGUUGCACUUCGAAUGAAAAGAUGCCAAAUCUUCUUCUAUACUCGAACACUUUCCGAUGGAUUGAACAGUUCUUGAAGUCUCUAACAACCAAAAAUCGUAAUGUUCGUCGUGGGAAAGUGUUUGGAAAUAGGGUUUUGUUGAAACCUCAACUCAGUAAACACUUCGGAAAACUACAAUUUUCAUUUUCCCUUCCAAAAGUAUUAGUGACUUACUGGAUGUCUCAUUCUUCAUCUUACGGAUUCCGUGUGUUCUCUGAUGGACUCCAAUUAACUGCUUCAUUCAGACAAACUGUUCAGCACUCAUCGGUUAAUAGAGAAAUGAAUGUACAACGCCGAAAAGUGUACUCCUGGAGUACUCAUCACAUGACUUGUACUUGGUGGGCCACACAAAUCCACGUUUAUGGAGGAGAAUCUCGUCCACCCAGUGAUGGAUCACCCUCGGAAGACACAUUUUUAUUAGGAUUCGGACGAGUUCAAUACGCUCGAGAAACGUUCCCAGGAAAAGAUGUUCCGUUACAUAAAGUGACUGCAUUUGACCUGAAAAUGGCAUGGACGGCAGAGAACCGAGAUGCUUGUUUGACGAUUGCAGAUGGAGUUCAUAGAGCUCAUAUGCUUCGAAGAAUUCUGAGUAAUGACGCUGUGAAGACGCUGAAUGUGCACUUAGAAGAGCUAGUUGACACGAAGCCAAAAGAUCCAACACCGAAAAAAGAGGAACAUCAGAAAACUCACAGGAGAGGAUAUAGUGUUACAGAGGCGAAUCCGUGGAUGUUGACUCAAUUAAUUGAUGAAGUUGGAACGAAACUAGUGGCACAUUGUGAACAAGCAUCAGAUGUACCGAUUGAUUCAUUAAUUGGAGUACACCAAUCAACGAUGGAUGAUGUAAAGUUAAUUAAUUGGCAGAUCGAUCUCUUUAACAGUCAACUGGUUCUGAAAGGAUGUGAACGAGAUGGAUUUUUGUUAGUCUGUGCGGCAAAAUCACAGCUUCUUCAAAACUUCCACCGAAACGUCUGGAAGCGAAGUCUCCUUCUGAGUAAGAAAUCGUGGAGUGCCAAGCUCUCCGGCAUGCAAUACUUCGCUCCGAUAUCUCUGUCAGCUUCUGGAACAAAUAAAGAAAAAUUCCGUUGGCUUCCCAGAGAAGUGAUUGAUGAUAAAACUCAAGACGCUUCUGGAUUCGCAGAUGAUUUCGUUCAGAAGUUCACAGCUGCUGGUGAGGCAGUUGGAGGAGUGGUGCAGUCAGAAGUUCCUGAGAAGAAUUCAGAAGAAAAUAUUCAGCUGCAAAGAAUUGUAUCGAGAUGUAGCUGUCAAAUCUACUUCUGUUAUUUCUCGGAUGAACUGAAAACGGAUUCAUCUGAAGACAUUUCAGUACCACCACAAGUUGAUCCAAAACAUCAAACAUUGGACGCCGAUGCAGUUGGAAUAGAUGUUUUGACUCUCAAGCACAAUAUGUUAGAAGCUACUUCGAAUUCAGAACAAUACGAGAUGGUCGUAGAUAUUGUGAACAAUUUGGCACUUUUUGUUGAUCCGAAUAAAAAAGAAAUGGGUGAAAAACGACGAAGAUUGAGAUUUGAGUGUCAAUUGAUGGGAAUGGCUGAAAUGAGAGCAAAGAUUAUGAGAUAUCAGUCGGAGUUGAGAGAGAUUGUAUCCCUUGGAAGAUAUUUGGAAAGGCAAUUAUUCUAUUUGAAUAAUCAAGGAAAUCAGGCAGAUAACAGUUCUGCAUCGGAUCAGAUCAUCGAAUACACAGAGGAGCAACUCGUUCAAGAAGCAGAAGAAACUAAACAGCGAAUGCUUACUGUAUCUGAGAAACUUGCCACAUAUAUCAGUUCGUACAAGCAACGACAAGUUAAUCAAGUAAAGGAAUACGACGAGAAGAGUGCAAAGAAGGGUGUGGAGGUUGUCAGAAGGUUCGAAGUCUGUUUUGAAGACUGCAUUUGGAAGUUAACAGAAUCUGAUGGACAGAUCGCUUUGGCUCAAACUCAAAUUCGUAAUUUCCUUUACACGAGAACUGUUCGUGACAGUAAUUGUGGUGAUCAUUUGUUCGAAGUUGGAAGUGUUCGAAUCACAAAUCUUCUUCCCGAUACACUUUAUAAGCAUGCAUUACAUAGAGAUGAAACUCAUCAUUCUCGACAACCAGCAAUUCGAUUAUAUGUUCGAGAUAUGCCACCAGUUGGAGGGAUUUCAGUUAAAGAGCAUUUUGAAUUGAACAUUGCUCCAAUGGUGGCGGAAAUUACACAUCGAUUGUUUGAUAAAAUGAUGAGAUUCUUCUUCCCUGGAAGAAAUAUUCAUACUAAUGAUAGUCUAGAAAGUGAGGAAGAUAAUUCGACAUUCUCAUUCACUCGAAAAAUUGCAAGUACAUUAAGCAUGAGAAGUAACAAAUCUGCAUCUGAAAAACUAAUGCUCCAGAAGUCCCUUUACGAGAAAGAUGAUAUAGAUCGAAUGAAGGAACGAGCUGACAAAGUGAAUCAUUUCAUGUAUAUCAAAAUUCCAGAAGUUUCUUUUGUUGUAUCAUAUAAAGGGAACAAAGACAAAAAUCUGAUUGAUGUCAAUCAAUUUAACUUUAUCUUCCCGCUUUGUGAAUAUCAUGAACAGAACUGGACAUGGCUCGAUCUCGCCUUAGCUGUGAAACAGAGAUGUAAACGUGUUCUGUUGCAACAAUUUAUGAGGCAGAAGCUUCUGAGAAAUCGAAUUUCCAAUUUUUCGAUUGAUCCCACUCCCCAAGGAGUAAGUGAGGAUGAGAAGAAACGAAUUGCUGUUGGAAUCACAACAUCCGAUCAGAAAUCGCUCAAAGCUCCCAAAUGA